AUGGCACUUCCAGGAGAUGUCCAACGGCAAGUCAUGGUUUUGCUAGAAGAAGGCUUGAGGUCUGGUCACUGCUCCGUGGUUCGCUUGCGUCUUAGUUGCGAGGGCGGCCAGCUUGUGCGGCGUGUGCUCGGGUUGCUGCGGGGCCUUUCUGCAACUUCGGCACAUGCCGAGGACAGCCCAACUGCUGCCGGAGAACAACAGGACCAAGCCAGCGCGAUCGGAGUCCUUGGCCGCGUCCUUGGUAUGGUGUGCUCUGCCGGCAUUGGGGUCAACGAACUUAAGAGCCUUCUGCACGAACUUCGUGUGCCAUCUGUGUUGACACCGCCUAUUUUAGAUGCCCUCUCGGCAAUGACAUCACGCGAGAGCCACUCCUGGCGGAACCCGGGUGGAGGGAAACAAAAGCCGAAGGGUGUAGAUUGUGCAUCCAUCGGCAGUCUGUUUACCUUCGGUGGAGAUGGGGCAGGCCUACUGCUUCCCGUUGCUGCUUGGCCCUUUCCUCAUGAGUAUCAGUUCGUCGCCUGGAUUCGAGUGGAACAAUCCACGGGGUUAGAACCUCCUUCCACGCAAGGAGGAGGGACGAGGAAAGCACACUUGGUCACGUUUACUACGGACGCCGGCGCUGGUAUGGACUACUACAUCCAGGAUUCCCGUCUUUUCGUGGAGGUUGCUCAUGGCAAAGGAAGCGGGCGCAUGCCACCUAUCGUCGUUGACAUCGGCGACGCGGGGUUAAUGAGCGGGAGAUGGCACUCCUUGGUCAUUUCACACAGGCGACUCAGCACAAUCCUGUUCAACAAAGAUCACCUGGAGGCAAGUAGCUUUGUCUUCCUCGACGAAGAGCUAUUGUUUACCUCCUCCGUGCCUUACCCGCGCCAUGUAUCGGAGCCCGUUGCUCACUGCAGCAUUGGAUGGGAUCUAGAUGGCCAAACGUCGGGGGUGCUGCUACUAUCAGCGGUGGCGGAACAAAAGGUUGUGAAGUCCAUGCUGAGUCGAUUGGCAGGGCGGAUAGACGACACGAAGCAGGACGCUGAUGCAUGUGCAAGCACUCCUCCAGAUCUGGAUCUUUGGGAUGAUACCGCCACCGUCUCUGCUCAACAACGCCUCAAACGAAGACUCUUUGGCUCGAAAUACCGAGUUUUCGCAGCUCUUUUGCCAGAUCGCACCAUCAAUGGACUAUGCCUGGAGCCGCACAACGGGCAACACGCGCUGUUACGGGGUGAUACUACCCACGUGUGGAUAACACGCCAUUCGCAAGACGUCGUCAAAAGCAUUGGCGGGACGCUCACUGUUCUCUCGUUGGCCCAUGAGCUGCUGUCGGAUACUCCACAAGGGCCACCGGCAACACCAAACGCCAGCCCCGCGACAGGGCAGAAUGUGGAUACUGUGCUGUCCGUGCUGCUCAGCUUUCUCGACGGCAAUAUCGCGAAUCAGGGUGAUUUCUUUUUUGCCGGAGGCGCGGAGAUCCUGGAGCUCCUUCUCCAGUCUGCCCCAAAGAAAUAUUUUGCGCAGGCGGGGGCUCAUACCGUCCUUGUCCUUGAGAGAAUAUUCUGGGCGUGUCGGUCGCAUCAACUAUCUGUCUACAUUCAGCAAGCACUGCCGGGUCUAGCCGAAGACGCGUAUCGACCUCGGGCGGGGAUAUAUUCCCUGGACAACCAGAUUCUGGUUUGCCUUCUGUCCAACUUUUCUCUAUGGGCACAGGCUCCUCCUGAGUUCCAAUUCGGUUUGGUGACAAGCGUGCUGGAUAUGGUUCGUGGCGCACCGGAGCUAUUUCGGCAACUGUUGCCGUUAGAAAGCGUUCUCACAAGCAUUCGUGUUUGCUGCCCAGACCAGAUUGCAGCUGAAACUGGACGGCCGCAUGAAGAGGACAGAAACAACGUAUCUGGGUUCAUUGGUAGUGAAACAACAAGCGAGAGCUCGGCUGACGUUUCUGACACGAACAGCACUACAGACCGGGAGUGGAGCAGUAUGCUUCGGAGGGAAAGGACUCACAUGCGUGGUUUCCUUUGGGAGUUUGUGCGGUUGCUGCUCGAGCGAGAAGUACGUGAACAAGAUGGAGAAGCUCUAGUUGAUUUUGUCGUGAGCUGCGACGACACACGACUGGUGUGUGAACUUGUGCAAAUGCUAGGUUCGCUGAUGCGCAAGUCUGUGCCUCCCAGUGGGUUAUUUUGGGCUCUGGAGACGGCCUCGCUUGCCGAGGGAGGAGUUGGCGGGAGUGGAUGGCGAACACCAAAAACGACUCGCACACAAAGUCCGCCGCGUACAGGCUUUGUAACACUCGUCCUCGAGCGCUGUGUCUUGGUCAACGGGACAUCAGAAGAGUUACGUGGUGCCGGGCUGCGCGCCUCCAAUGUCUUUAUGGCACGAUUUUCGAAAGUAAACGGGUUGGAUGCCUCAAUACCUGGAGGCGAAAGCAUGAGCUCGAAAGUGUCUUCGGUGUUCCCCAUUCUGUCGGAGGGACUGAUGCGACAUCGACAUAGCUUAGGUGAGAGCACCUACGCCGCGCUUCUCGAAAUGGCGCUGCUAGGGGACGAGCAUGACGUGCCGUGGUCUGGGCAAGGCCAUGUUGUUGGGAUCGUGAACUCCAACUCCCGCUUUGGACAGCACAGCAGCAGCGACCUUGAGAUGAAGGAGGGUUUAUCACCAGAGGGAACAAGUACCGAAGAUGGCGAGCUCGCGCGCGGCGUUUGGUGGGACCAUGACCUGCGGGGUGCAGAUGUUCGCGGAGGGAAGGGCCACGUGCUUGAUGAUACGCAGCUCAUACGGAACGUUCUUCCACUCGCUCUUAUUCUUCAGCAUCUACCAACAAUGGCGAGCUCUGUACAGGAGCGGUCUCAUGGAGAUCUGCUCCUGAUGCUGAAACUCAACAGGGCAAACCGUGAGAAGGUGAUGGAGCUUUCUUCUGUGAACAGGGGGAAAUUCUGGGGUAUCUGGGAGCGCUGCAUGUUCCUCAUGAUGGCGCCACUCUUUUCAAGAGCGGCAGAUGACCGCGCAGGAUUGGACAGAGAAGAUGAGGACCUCCGAAAUGAGGAGCGAACAGGGGAUUACUUGAUGGUGCUCCGGCUCUACGCCAUUCUUCUGGAACAUGCGAUUUCCUUCGAUGAGGAUGGGUACAAGGAGAUCGCAGUAGCCUCCAGUCUCCAGCAUUUGAUUCCUCACGGGCGCAAGGCUGUUCGAGUUCUUCUGGCGCAGCUGGCGUUUGAGGUGGGACAAAACUCCGACUUUUCGUUGCCGCUUUUGCGGGUUGAGUCAUUCUCAGAUUCAUCAAGCGAUGCCGGAGAUCCAGAAGGCGAACAAGCGGAAACGCCUCAGCAGCCACGAUGGAACAACAUGGUUCACCUUGCCUUCAUUGCAGCCAACGUCGUGUCCGAUGACGUGUCUACGGUGACCCUAGGCCUCUUCCGACGGGGGAAAGAUGCAGGGAAAGACGGAAAGCAAACUGGCGACGAACCGAGUUUUGUGGGUGAUGGUGAAGCCAUACGAGCAUCUAAAGCGUCAGCUAGCAUUCCGUUCCUCCUGUACUCAAGCCCUGCCGGGCAUGCAAGCCUUGCUCUAUCAGCAAGAGUUCUGGGGAUGUUUGGAGUUCUCUCUGGCGGGGCGUCCUUGGCUCUGCUUGAGCUUUGUACAGCUCGUAGCGUGGUCUCUGGCCAAGGGCCGCUUAUGUUUCCACUUCUUCGCCUUAGCGUCUUCCUACUGGUCCAUCUUCAUCCGUUCACUAGGCCUGCCCAAGAGAACUUGCAAAGGCUAGCGUCGCUUGUUCAAUGUCUCCUGAGUGACGGCUGGCACUCGAAAGCGGGCAGUCUCUCAAGCGAGAGCGACAACAUGUGCAUCGUCGUACUCGCGCACGUUCAUGCAGCUCUGCUUCGGCUCAAGACCCAGGCGACGACCGUAGGUGGUACUUCGUACAGAUGUAUCGCCGAAGCCAGAAACGCUAUCGCCGAUGAAAACUUCACCAACUCUGCGGUAUCCCCAUCGGCUGUGGAUGCGAGUGCUGCGUACGAGUACGGGACGGUGUUGCUUGCCUUACUUCGAUAUUUUGCCAUCUAUCGGCGGGAUCUGCUAAGCGAAAGGCUCGGUGAACAACUGUUGUGCGCCAUUGUGGAAGCUACCACUUUUGAGCCACAGGACGCUUUCGGAGAACCCGAGAACGCGAACGCUGAUGAUGUUCUCGAGCUACACUCUGACCAAGCUCGGCGAUGCUGGGAUCACCUUCUUCAAAGUUUGAAGUGGAUGGAAACAACCAUUCUCUUUUCAUCCACGGAAGAGAGCGCCACACGUGCAAGUGGAGUGGCUGCUUUGCUGGAGGCUUGCAUGCCUAGCUUGAAGACUGCGGAAGAACUCGAAAAUCGGGCAGUUAGGGAGGCGGGAGAGCGCACCCGAAGAUGGCGAGAGCGUGAGAACCGAAUCGCAGUAUGUGCGCACGCGAGCAAGGGCGGAUUGGCUUCGACUGACGGCGUGGCCAACAAGGUCUACGACACUCUAAGGCAAAAGGCGCUCAAGUCUAGGGCGUUGCGCGAAGUCGAGACAGACUGCCGCCUGCUCGCUUCUCGGCGACGGUUCAAGUGCUGCCUGCAGACUCUCUCUGCUGCUUGGUCACCUUGGGCAGCAGGAGACCACAAGCAUGAGAGCCACAACCCGCUUGGAUGGGAGGUGUCGUCUCACAAAGACCAACUCAUGCGCCAGAUGCUGCUGGUUCCUAUUGACGAAGACGUGAGCCACAAGGAUGCGGCAUACGCAGGGACGACACCGAGCUCGGGGAAUCCAUCUCAGCUGCUCACAUCUGACGAUGAUGUACAUCGUGACGCUCGAUUGGUGUCUAAUUUAAAGCCUAGCGCAUCCCUCCUCUCUGGAGGAAGUUUCGGCUUUGUCGAUGACGACGAAGAGGAAACCGACGGAGAGGUAGAACCAUACGACCGACCCCCUGCCGACUCCUUUGGCCUCGGAGGUACUGGCACGGAAAAAGACGCUGACCCUGCAGAGUGGCAAGAUGUUUCUCGCCUGAGUGCAUCACAGGCGGAGAUCGAAGCAGCGUCCCAGUCGGCUGCGAAUCACCUCGAAUGGCAAGACAUACAUCCACCCGGGAGGGCGCAACGCUUGUGCGGCCAAUGGCGAGCCACCAACGUGCUGCGGCAAGGGUCACUGCCAGGCGUGUUGUACUUGUUCGAAGAGAGCCUGGUGUUUCACUGCCAGCCCAAUGAGAGCGAGGGGGGCGAAGAGGCGACGGUGGCUUGGCUGACUCAACAUGUUGGGCAAUCCUGGUGCUGGCGGUUGGAACGACUGACGCAGGUACACCUUCGGCGGUUCUUGCUCAGCCCACAGGCUGUUGAACUGUUUUGGGCGGACUCUCCGGAAGUGUUCCUUGCUUUCGAAGAUACGAGUGGGCGCCAAGCGUUCACCAGGCACUUGCGCAAGCGAAGGCUGCCCAUGUUACCAGAUUUGACACGGCAGGGAAUUCUCCACCCGAGGAAGGUGCUCAAGGCCAGCAAGCUCACGGAGCUUUGGCGGCGACGUCAGAUCUCUAAUUUCCAGUACAUCAUGGAGCUCAACGUGAUUGCUGGGCGCUCCUACAACGACAUAUCCCAGUAUCCAGUGUUUCCUUGGGUGCUUGCAGACUACACGUCCACCGAGCUAGAUCUCAACAAUCCGGCGUCGUUCAGAGACUUGAGCAAACCAAUGGGGGCGCAGAACGAGCGGCGGAGGCAACGUUUCUUGCAAAGAUACGCUUCCUUCGAGGAUGAGACAGUGCCGAAAUUCAUGUACGGCACCCACUACAGCAGCGCUGGCGUCGUUCUGCACUAUCUCGUGCGUCAGGAGCCGUUCACCACUCUGCACAUCAAUCUGCAGGGCGGGCGUUUCGACUGCCCCGACCGUCUGUUCGCGGACCUGGGCCAAAGCUGGAAAGGGUGCACUGACGAGAGUACGAUGUCAGACGUGAAGGAACUCACUCCGGAGUUUUUCUACUGCCCUGAAAUAUUUCUGAAUGCCAACAAGCUUCCGCUUGGCGAGAUGCAGGGCGAAAAGGGUGCUGUGGAUGAUGUGAAGUUGCCGCCAUGGGCGAAGGAUGCGUUUGACUUCGUGCGCAUUCACCGUCUCGCACUUGAGUCAGAGCAAGUCUCACGGAAUCUUCAUCGCUGGAUUGACCUAGUUUUCGGCUAUCAGCAACGCGGAGAUCAGGCUGUCAAAGCAGCCAACGUCUUUUACUACCUGACCUACGAGGGUGCGGUCGACCUGUCUCUGGUGAAUGACGAUCGUCAGAGGGAAGCCAUGGAGGCGCAAAUUCACCACUUUGGGCAGACUCCUAGCCAGGUGUUGAAGGAGCCACACCCCAUCAGAUUGCCACCAGAGGAGUGCGUGCUACCCAUUUUCAGCCCAACGUCGACCCUGGCUAGCCUGAGGGUGUUUUCUGCUGGGAAUAGGCCGCACGACCCUGGCCGUGGCGGGGCGCUGCUAGUGUACUGCACAAAGGACCGUCUGGUGUCGGUGGAUGCUACACUCCGCGUCACCACUUGGACAUGGAGUGGAGUCCCGGACGGUUUCGGGCUGCCUUUCACGCUGGGCCCAUCCGUAGAAACUUCUUUAUCGUCUCGUUCACUACACAUGAGCAACGUUUUAGCGCAACAAUCCGCGCCGAGAGGACCGGUGCUGGUCGCUCGUGGUAGGGGUCGCGGGGAGACCACCCGUACCUCGACGAAGGGGUCGGCGACCUCUUUCGGGUGGAACGCGACCCCAUGGAAUUCAGUGGCUGGUGCAUCGGCAAGUGGGGGGAGGGUGGGAACACCAGACGUACCUGCACGGGCUAUCGGUCGCGUGCACUCGUGUUUCGGCCUGUGCACAGCUUUUCAUGGGGGCUUAGAGUCACUUCUUUCAUGUGGGUACUGGGACAAUGGUGUUCGACUGCAUCGUGUCAACUCCGCCGGCAAGUUGCCCUUGGAUGGUUCAGAAACGGGAGGACAUUGCGGUGCAAUAACUUGCUUAGCGAUUGCACAGGAGAGCUCGCUACUGGUCACGGGGGGACGGGAUGCCACCUGCCGAGUGUGGGUGGUGGGCAACGCCCCGAUGGCGUCGGCUCUGGGUGGGGCCAGCGCUUGUGGUGUCAUCCCAAAGAAGGGGACAUCGAGCAAAAACUCCAUGGUAUGCGUGCACGUACUUUACGGGCACGAAGCCCCGAUCACGUGCCUGGCAGUCUCGGAGGACCUGGAUACCGUUGUGUCGGGGGCGAGCGAUGGUCGGAUAGUGCUGCACUGCUUGAAGAACGGCUGCUACGUACGACAGUACCGUUGCGGUACGGGCUCGCCAACUGCUACGGACGCUGCUGAAGCCAGUAUUCCGGAAGCCAGCCAACUGGCCUUUUCCCGCCACGGCGAUGUAGUCGUGCACAGCUGGACUGACCGUUCUCUUCAUCGAUAUAGCCUCAACGGGACCAGACUGGCGACUGCCGUGGCUCCUACGACGAUAAAUUGUCUCUUGACAGCAGGGGGGGGGGGAUACUUGUUGGCGGGGGGGCAAGACGGCGUGAUUCGAGUGCACACACUCCACGAUCUGUGUGUGUUGCACACGAUCGACUUGCAGCAGCAUGGCGGAGUUACUUGCAUGCGGAUGUCUCCGGACCACGAGUACCUACUGGCAGGCUCUCAGGACGGAGAGGUAUCCAUCAUUACCGACGCAAGAAAGCGAAUGCGUAUGCUUGACCUCGCUUUGCGGAGGGCAUUUGUGGGCUAAGUGUCAUCGUGUUUAAUCGCAUGAAAAAUUCACAAGUCACAACUGAAGGAUGGACGCAACUAAAGCAACCAUCAGGCACUCUAUCGAACCUUGUAAAAUUCUACAGCGCAAAUGCCGCAGGUUUCUCGGCACUGUCGUAGCUGCUCUGAACCGCCGGAUCAACAGCAGUGAGGAUUUUUCUCACGGUACUAGGCGAGUUCAACGCUUGCACUGCCAGAUCGGCCACAUCUGCCCUGUUGAUCACCCCUGCCGCCUUCGUAUCCUCUGUAAGUAUAGCUGUUCCGGUGGCAGCGUCGCUUUUGAGUCCCCCAGGGCGAAUGAUCGUCCACUCUGAGUUGGUGUAAUACUUGAGUAGCAUGUUUUCUGCCAGGGUCUUCGCCUUCAAAGCUUUCUCAAGAACCUGGAGGCAUAGGAUAAGGGAAGUUCGCAAUCGUACGGGGUGUUGGUGUUGAUUGGACCAAGGAAGCUCUCGCAACCAAGUUAGUUCGUCAGUUGCGAGGUUAGCUAGAUAGAGAUAAGAGGCUAGUAGUCUUACAACGUAGAACGCUCAGAUAUUGAGUUCACGAGAGUCGAGUGCCCGCCAAAAAACCCAUCGGAUUGGUGUCGAAGUCCGGCCGAAUGAAAAAAACAAUGGCUAACAAUGGCCAACAAUGGCUAACAAUGGCUUGCCGAUGCCAACUGCUCUUGAGCUUGUCGCAGGGAUGGAAACAACUCGUGUGGUCACCGUUAGAGGUUGCGGGUAGCAAUAGUCGAGAGAUUCAAGUUUGUAGAUAGGUGAAGUGAAGCCUUUUCCAUUUUGGGAUGUAGAAGAGUCGACAGUGGGCUGCACGACAAUUUUGCUUGACAACUCUAUCGAAUGUUUCUUCUUGAAAUGACAGGAUGGGGCUUCCGUAAGGUUUCCCCUUGUUGAUGAUCCAGAAAUGGCCUUUCGGGGACAGCAGUGUAAGUAAGUAAAUAUUCAGGUCAGGUCAGUUGUCCUAAACAGUUCAACAAUUUUGGAACGCACAAUAAGUGGUCACACCGUACCUUGAAACGGUGUGCUACCUAACCCACACAUUGCUUCCGU
Ectocarpus sp. CCAP 1310/34 is the source of this 8779-nucleotide messenger RNA. NCBI's taxonomy places the organism in Eukaryota, Phaeophyceae, Ectocarpales, Ectocarpaceae. The record is from the annotation of a GenBank genome assembly.